Molecule: messenger RNA, 1104 nt
Organism: Venustampulla echinocandica
Lineage: Eukaryota; Fungi; Ascomycota; Leotiomycetes; Helotiales; Pleuroascaceae
Product: CK1 protein kinase, variant
Exons: 4
Coding region: 1-1104 (367 amino acids)
Biological process (GO): peptidyl-serine phosphorylation; endocytosis; signal transduction
Cellular component (GO): cytoplasm; nucleus
Molecular function (GO): protein serine/threonine kinase activity; ATP binding
Source: RefSeq, a predicted model, not a curated record
AUGAAAGCUCUGGACAUUCAAAUCAAGAAUAAAUAUCGCGUUGAGCGCAAGAUUGGAGAAGGAGGCUUCGGUGAGGUCUACUCUGGUAUCGAUCUCAACACCGAUGAGGAGAUCGCUAUCAAGCUCCAAUACAUCGGAGACAACAUGCCUAUUCUUGAGCGAGAGGCCGAUAUCUACAAGGAUCUUUCUGGCGGGGUCGGCAUACCAUGCGUCCGCUGGUAUGGGGAGGAGUGCGACUUCUAUGCCAUGAUUUUUGAUCUACUAGGCCCGAGCCUAGAAGACCUUUUCAACUUUUGCGACCGACAAUUCUCUCUAAAGACGGUACUCCUCCUUGCCGACCAAUUAAUCCCCCGCAUCGAAUAUAUCCACUCUAAAUCCUAUAUCCAUCGUGAUAUAAAACCCGAAAACUUCUUAAUGGGAACCGGCAAGCUUGGAAAUCUGGUACAUGUCAUUGAUUUUGAUACUGCAAAGGAGUACAGAGAUCCAGAAACGGGAGUCCAUAAGCCACGUUACGAUAAUUGCAAAUUCGGAGGAACAAGCCGCUAUGCUACCAUUAAUAAUCAUCUUGAAGUCGAGCAAUCCCGCCGCGACGACCUCGAAUCCCUUGGAUAUAUGAUGAUUUACUUUGUCCGCGGCUCUUUGCCCUGGCAAAGCCUGAAGGCGGCGACGGAGGACGAGAGAAACCGGUGCAUUAAAGAGAAGAAGAUACACACCUCGAUCAAGGAGCUUUGCCGUCAGCUCCCAAAGGAAUUCGCAACCUAUCUCAAUUAUGUCCGUAAUUUGGAUUUUGACGAACCACCUAACUACCCCUAUCUUCGUAAACUCUUUAGCGAUCUCUUCGUGCGCAAAAAAUUUGAGUAUGACGAUGUAUUCGACUGGACGAUUAAGAAGUACUUCAUGAUUCAUGAGUGCAUCGACCCGCCGUCUACAAUUCAAACCCGAAGUACGACAAAAGGUAAUAAGAGUCAAUACUCUUCCGCUGAAGCGGCAUCUGGUGGUCAGUCACGUCCUUUGUCAGGUCAAUCUAUCGGUCAGAGAGUCUCAAAACGCACUAGGAUUGGAAGAUUAGGCAAUCCAGGGGCUUGCAAGAAACGACAAACUUAG